CUUCAAGCGGCAGAAAACGGAAAAAAGGCGGUGUGGCGCAAAAAGGAAGUACUAGUAGCAAAGAAUGCCAGUGCUCGAAAAUUUCUUUGCGACAGAACGACGCGCCUGCCUUUUGAUACGCGUUUUUCCUCUCGUUUUAUUAGCGGGGCAACUUGUGUAAGAGCUAAUUGAGGAACUUGCAUUCGGAUAACUCGUCCAUGUCCGCACCGCCAGCGUGGCUAUUUUCCAACAACUCUGCACUGACCGCGAACCACCAAAAGGCGAUCACCAGCGACAACAAAACCACGAUGCCAGGAAACAAGGGAAACAAGAAGCCCAAGGCUGGUAAGGCCAAGGGUAAGGCCAGUGCCAUUGAGAAGCCUGCGCCUACAGCCGAGCCACCCGCGCAGCUCAUGGACCUGGUUGAGUCCUUUCUCUCGGAGCACGAUUUCGCCGAUGCGCAUCACGCGUUUACCAAACAACGAGCUGAGAAGGGCUGGAAGAAGGCGGCCGAUAAACCCGUGUCUGCGGAGCACCACUCUCUCGUCACUGUCUUUCGGGCCUGGGAGACAUCGCUGAAUGCAGCCGGCGGAAAAGGCAUCAAGAGCGCGGUCGGCAAGGUUACCAAGGUCAGCAGCAGCAGCAGCAGCAGCAGCAGCGACUCGGAGUCGUCUGAGAGCGAGAGCGAGGACAAUGGCGACGUGGAAAUGAAGGAUGUCGAAGAGGAGGAGGAAUCCUCGAGCUCGGAGUCCAGCAGCAGCAGCAGCAGUGACAGUAGCAGCGACAGUGAGAGUGAGAGUGAGAGCGAGGACGAGGACAAGGAGGCCGAAAAGCACACUGCUGCCCCAAAGCAAGCUGCUACGAAUCCCCUGAAGCGCAAGGCCGUUUCCGAGAGCAGUGACUCCUCUGAUUCCGAGUCGUCCGAUUCCAGCUCAGACGAGGAGCCUCCGGCUGCGAAGAAGCAGAAAGUAGCCGCCGCCCCGGCCGAGGAGUCCUCUUCUGAAUCCUCCUCCGAAUCUACAUCCGAGUCGUCCUCCGAGUCCUCUGAUUCCGAUUCUGGGUCUGAGUCCGAGGCCGAAUCCAAGGCGGAAACCAAGAAGCCCGCUGCCACCAAGGCGGCCGCCAAGGAUGAGGAUUCUUCCUCCGACUCGUCUUCGUCUUCAUCCGAGUCGGAGUCUGAAUCGCCCUCUGAAUCUGAGUCGGACUCUGAAUCGUCCUCUGACUCUGAAGACGAUGCUGAAGAGGCAGCCAAAGUUCCCCUGCCCGAGUCCGGUUCAGACUCGGGCUCGGACUCGGACUCUGACUCCGACUCCGACUCCUCGGAUUCUGAUGCCGAGGAGAAGACCAAGACUAGUGGGAACGCCAAGUCCGGCAGCCCCGAGGCCAACGGUUCCGACAGUUCCGCCACCAUCGGCAAGCCUUCCCCCAAGAUCUACCCGGUCGACAAGUUCGCGCCGCUGCCGCCGGACCCGGCCUCCGUGAAGACCAACAACCGCGGCAAGGGCAGCAACAACAAUGAGAAGAAGGGCAUUGUUCCCUUUUCGCGCGUCCGGCGCGACGUCCAGGUUGACCCGCGCCUGGCUUCCAAUGCCUUCCAGGGCCACGACUGGGGCCGCAAGGCGCACGAGGACCUAGUGGUCACCCGCGGCAAGAGCUUCACCAAGGAGAAGAACAAGAAGAAAAAGGGCAGCUACCGUGGUGGGCGGAUUGAUACCCAUGCUGUGGGCGGCAUUAAGUUUGACGACUAACGCGUCUGGGGCGAUUCAUUUCUUUCAGCUGAAUCUGAGGUUCCUUUACCUGGUUAAGCAUGGCAUAGCACGGAGUCUCGGGCAUUUGUUUUAGGUUGCUAUGCCCAGCAUCUUCUUUGUAUGUCUGGGCAUCAACAAUCUGGAGGCUGCGUAGAGUUUUAGACCGGUGGAGGUUGUAUGUGGGGAGAUUACCUAUGCUCUCCCACUAAAAAUUAUAUCCU
Molecule: messenger RNA, 1948 nt
Organism: Chaetomium strumarium
Lineage: Eukaryota; Fungi; Ascomycota; Sordariomycetes; Sordariales; Chaetomiaceae
Product: SRP40, C-terminal domain-containing protein
Exons: 1
Coding region: 198-1727 (509 amino acids)
Cellular component (GO): nucleoplasm; nucleolus
Source: RefSeq, a predicted model, not a curated record